Messenger RNA from Labeo rohita (rohu), 1291 nucleotides. RefSeq names its product COMM domain containing 5 (gene commd5). The coding region runs from base 399 to 1061 and encodes 220 amino acids. The transcript has 7 exons. NCBI's taxonomy places the organism in Eukaryota, Metazoa, Chordata, Actinopteri, Cypriniformes, Cyprinidae. Gene Ontology annotation, cellular component: nucleus. The record is from RefSeq and is a predicted model, not a curated record.
CUUCAGCAUCACCGAAACCGCUGCAAAUCGCAGCAUAACCGCACAAUAACAUUCACAUACAUCAGCCGUGAGACGGAGUCAGUCAGUCACACAGCAGGAGGCGCUAAGAAGAAGAAGAAGAAGAAUUGAGAAAGCAGGAUUCUUAAGCAAGAAUUACAAGCAGUAGGGAGCCAGGAAUUCACUCAGUGACGGUCCAAAUUCGUGAAAACAAAUAAAUGUAGUCAUGAGAUGUAUUGAGAAUAGCGGGUUAUAUAAGAGGAUGUAGGAGUAUUUAGCUCAUUGUAUUCACACUCCAUCACAGCAGGUGGCGGUGUGCGCCUUUAGCUGGUUCGCAGCCCGUCAUAAAAUCAAAAGAAGAAGAGGAAGAAGAAGAAGGAUUGUUGCCGGAUGAUGGUCAUAUGAUGAUGAUGAUGAUGAUGAUGAUGUCUGGUGCUCAGGUGAAGAUGACUGACUCUGUGAGUUUGUUUGGAGGAAGAGUUCCUGCUGAAGUGGAGCAGCUGUCGAAACAUCUGAAGAAUCUGGACAGAGACACAUUCACACACAUGCUGAGCGCUGUGGCGAAGGCCGUCGACGGUCAGGACUGCUGUGAGUCGCUGAGAGUGAUUUCAGAGAGCGGUUUGAUCUCAGAAGAAAGCUUUAACCAUGCGAUGGCUGGACUGUACGCUCUUCUCAAAGAAGCUCUGUGUUUGCCGUCUCUAAGACAAGAGGUUUUUAAUGAGGAUCUCAGAGCACUUCGGGUUUCUGAAGAAUUCAUUGCAGACGUGUCCAGCGUUGUGUUUGGAAACAGGCAAAGCUCCAUGAAUGUUGGUGACACACAUCGAGGGCCGACUCUGGCAAAGAUCGAGGAGUUUAAGUGGAGAGUUGAUGUUGCCAUUUCAACAAGCUCGCUGUCUCGAGCUUUGCAGCCCUCCAUUCUCAUGCAGAUAAAACUGUCUGAUGGCCAUUUGCAUCAAUUUGAGGUUCCAGUUGUCAAGUUCCAGGAACUUCGUUACAAUGUUUCUCUAAUUUUAAAGGAAAUGAAUGAUGUAGAGAAGAGGAGUAUACUCAAAAUACAAGACUGAUGGAUCAUAUUUGCAAGACAAGAUAUCAGAUUUUAUUUGAUGUACGCUUUUCUAAUAUGUGGUAAAUUGUAUUAAUUGUACUGAAUGAAUUUUUAUUAACCGUUUGUUUCAAGUGUUCUUUUGUACUUGGUCAGCCCAGCUUAAUUUUGCAAAACUGUGUCUUGUUUGUCAGCACAUUUUGUUCUACAUUUUGUAAAAAUAAAUAUGACUGUCGUCUUAUGGUUUCUCAA